AUGUCUAGCCCGAUCAAGGUCGCAGUUCUUGAUGACUACCAGGGCAUCUCGGAGCCCAAAUUCAGGGCCCUGGACCCGGCCAAGUUCGAGGUGUCCUUCUUUAAGGACACGCUCCGGCCUUACAAUCACCCCGACACCCCGCAGGAGGUCAAGGAUGAGCUGGUUGCCCGCCUGGAGCCGUUCACCGUGAUCUCCACGAUGCGCGAGCGCACCCCCUUCACGGCCGAGCUGAUCGCCCGCUUGCCCAACCUCAAAUUACUCCUCACCACGGGCAACCGCAACCGCGGGCUGGACCUCGACGCCUUUCAAGCGCGGGGCAUCCCCGUUGCUGGCGCGGUGGACCGCAACAGUUCGGUCGGCUCCGAGUCGACGACCGAGCACUGCGUCGCCAUGAUCCUCGCGGCAGCCCGCAACAUUGCCCAGGAUGACCUCUCAGUCAAGACGGGAGGGUGGCAGACCGUGCCGGCGGUUGCGCUCGGGGGCAAGGUGUUUGGGACGGUGGGGCUUGGCCGACUGGGCACGGCGGUCGGACGCAUCAUGCACCUUGCGUUCGGGAUGCGCGUGGUGGCGUGGAGCGAGAACUUGACGCAGGAGCGGGCGGACGAGAAGGCGCGGGAGGCCGGGCUGCCGGUGGAGGACGCACGGGGCGAGAAGACGUUUAAGGUGGUGAGCAAGGAGGAGCUGUUCCGGACGGCCGACGUGGUGAGCCUGCAGCUGGUGCUGUCAGACCGGUCCAGGGGUUGUAUCACAGCGAAGGACCUGGAGUUGAUGAAGCCGACGGCCAUCUUCGUCAACACCUCGAGGGGCCCCCUGGUGGUUGAGAAGGACCUGCUGGAGGUGUUGGAGCAGGGCAAGAUCCGGGCGGCCGCGCUCGACGUGUUCGACUUGGAGCCGCUGCCGCUGGAUAGCCGGUGGAGGACGACCAAGUGGGGGGAGGACGGCCGGAGCCGGGUGCUGCUGACGCCGCAUAUGGGCUAUGUUGAGGAGGCGACUCUGAAUGGAUGGUACGACAUGCAGGUAGAAAACCUGCUACGGUGGGAGAAGGGCGAGGAGCUGCUCCUCCGGCUUUGUUAG
Molecule: messenger RNA, 1074 nt
Organism: Thermothelomyces thermophilus ATCC 42464
Lineage: Eukaryota; Fungi; Ascomycota; Sordariomycetes; Sordariales; Chaetomiaceae
Product: D-isomer-specific 2-hydroxyacid dehydrogenase-like protein
Exons: 2
Coding region: 1-1074 (357 amino acids)
Molecular function (GO): NAD binding; oxidoreductase activity, acting on the CH-OH group of donors, NAD or NADP as acceptor
Source: RefSeq, a predicted model, not a curated record